UACAAGGGGACACUCAAGGUCACUUCAGCGUUGCUAAAUGGUUGUUCAUAAAUUAUAGUUUUACAAAAAUUUGGGUAAAACAGCACAAAAGUCCCGAAAUUACCCCUUCAAUCGUGGUCUAAGUCAACUCCUAGGCCCUUCGAACGAAGUAAUAAUUAUUACUAAUUACCGCUGAUGUGCAAUGUAAAACCGUCUCAAUAUAACGGCUUAUUAUCAAUGCUUGGACCCAAUUUUAGAUAUUCCCUCCAAGUGUAUUAAUGGAUAACUUUGGAUUUUAUGCUGUCGUUGUUGUGACCGUUGUGUUGUGUACAACUUUCAAUAAAUUGAAGCGAAUUUUACUUAAACAUCUACAAAAGAUUCGUAGUAUUAGUGCUGAGUGCGAACUACAACGUUCUAAUCAUGAAGACCUUUUAGCAGUAAUCAAUCGAAGUGAUAUCAAAGUAUCUAUAUUUUACGGAUCUCAAACAGGGACUGCUAAAAAAUUUGCUAUUAAUCUUGGUCAUCAUCUUCACAACUGCGGCGUACGUAACUUGGUGGUGGAUUUGAGACAAACAAACAUGGACAUAUUAGUAAAUUUGUCUAUGCUGGACACCUGCGUAGCAUUGUUCGUUGUUGCAACUUAUGGUGAAGGUGAACCAACAGAUAGUGCUCGACAUUUUAUGGAUAAUCUGAAGAAUUCUUACCAGAAGUUGGAUAAUUUACGCUUUGCGGUUUUCGGAUUGGGCAACAGUAUGUAUACAUAUUUCAAUGCUGUUGGAAAGUCAAUCGACCGUUUGCUUACCAAACAUGGAGGUAAACGUUUACAAGCACUGACUUUGGGAGAUGAAGUGGAUGAAUUAGAAUCUACGUUUAUAAAUUGGAGGAGUCACUUAACUUCGUUAUUGAUCGGCUUUUUUAAUCUAAAUGACCAUGAUAGAAAUUACUUAAACAAGCAGUAUAAACGAAUAUACUCUUUAAAAUGUAUUAACUGGAAUGUCCCGCUUGUUUCGCACUUCGUGAAUAUGUUUAUAAAUAAGGCUCACGUUAUGGAAACGUUACCAUAUGAAAACGACAAUUAUUUCUAUGCUUCUGUCGUUAAAAAUCAAGAACUGUAUCAUGGGAGUUCACGUUCUUGUCGCCACAUUGAAUUGGAUGUGUCUGCUUCUCAACUUAGAUAUAAAACUGGUGAUCAUAUUGCAAUAUUUGCACCAAACCCUUUAGAUCUUGUCGAAAAAAUUGGUGAUCUCUUAAACAUUGAUUUGAAUGAAAUGAUUAGUUUAGAUGCUGUUGAUCCUUAUAGUUUAACAAAGCAUCCUUUCCCUUGCCCAUGUACCUAUCGUCAUGCAUUUAUGCACUUUGUUGAUAUUACUGGACCUCCUGGAAAGAGUUUAUUAUCCGCAUGUUUAGAUUCAGUCGCAAAUCCUGAAGAAUCACAGUUUGUUCAGCUUCUUAUUUCUGAUAGUGAAGAUGGAAAAAAAUUAUACUCAAAAUGGAUUUUAGAAGAUCAUCGUGGACUAGUCGAUUUGUUACAAGACUUAAAAUCAUUUCGACCACCAGCUCAUCUUUUGUUGGAAUUGUUGAACCCUUUGAAACCAAGAUUGUAUAGUAUAUCAUCAUCUUCGUUAGUUCAUACAAAUCGAAUACAUAUAACUGCUGCUAUAGUAAAUUACAAAACAAACUCAGGACGAAUAUUCAAAGGACUAGCUACUAACUGGUUGAAAUCCUUGCAGACAGCAGACACUCAGAGACACUUGAAAAUACCUGUCGCCAUUCAUACCAGUAAUUUUAACUUGCCGCGGAGUCGUAAAAUCCCAAUCAUUAUGAUAGCUUCUGGGACAGGACUGGCUCCAUUCCGUGCAUUUAUACAAGAGCGCUUAAAGAUGGCUCACGAUAAAGUUGGCAAGAAUGGACAGAUGGUAUUAUUUUUCGGUUGCCGGCAUGAAAAUGAAGAUUUUAUUUAUUCAGACGAAUUAAAACAAGCCUGUUCUACUGGCCUACUUGAAAUGUUUACUGCUUUCUCACGUGACUCUCCCGAUGGUAAUAAAGUUUAUGUUCAGCAUAAGAUGCUUGAGAUGGGUAACAUGGUGUGGAAACUUUUGGAUGAAUGUUAUGCGUAUAUUUAUGUAUGUGGGGAUGCCGCUGGUAUGGUGCGUGACAUGCAAUUGUAUUUAAUCGAAUUAGUAGUACAACAUUCCAAAUUAACAAGAGAAGCUGCAACCAGCUAUAUACUAAACCUACGAAAGCAAGGACGAUAUCGUACCGAUGUAUGGAAGUGAUUUUGAAUAAGCUUCUGAAUAAUAUGUGUGGUGUACCACAUUUUUCCAUGAACCUUUAUUGAUAACCUCUAAUUAAUAAAGUCUUGGUAAAAUAUCUAGAACAUUUAUUUUCAUAUAACUUGGGUGAAUUGUUUCAGAGCUUACAUCAGCUGUCACAAUCUGCAGAUUCCAGCUUGGGUAAAGCAAAUAAGACCUCCCACUUAUGAUUUUUUAUUGAAAUACACUUGUAACAGUAACGAUUUUUCGUCAGAUGUUCUUUACAAAUAUAUAUUCAAACAGAAACACAACGAGUCAUUCCUGUACUGUCAUUGAACUCAUCUUUUAGUAUACGUGUGUCAUAGGUUAUGAUCUGUGAGGAUUUCCCAAUAAAAGCAUAAUGGAAUGAUGAUUCUUUUUAAUUUUAAAAGAGAUAGUAGUGGUACUAUCAGGGUAUAUAUCGAAGAAAACCGUCGUCAUGAGCAACGCGAAAUGUUGAGGAGUAGUUGGAAAUGACGAAAAGACGAGGUUUUAUUAGUGUUAGUUCGCCCAGUCGUCACCUACUGCUAAUUCAAAUGGACACAAAAAUACAACGAUUGUAGGCGUCAUAUAAUGGCUGAAGGUAGAGAUAUCUUUACUCUUUAUGCUGUUACAAAUAAUGAAUUCCCUAAACUUAUCUUUCAACUUGUUUUUGUUUACACGU
Messenger RNA from Schistosoma intercalatum, 2934 nucleotides. Lineage: Eukaryota; Metazoa; Platyhelminthes; Trematoda; Strigeidida; Schistosomatidae. The record is from the annotation of a GenBank genome assembly.